Messenger RNA from Coffea eugenioides, 1027 nucleotides. RefSeq lists its product as uncharacterized. NCBI's taxonomy places the organism in Eukaryota, Viridiplantae, Streptophyta, Magnoliopsida, Gentianales, Rubiaceae. The coding region runs from base 331 to 1008 and encodes 225 amino acids. The transcript has 3 exons. The record is from RefSeq and is a predicted model, not a curated record.
GUUUUGAAGUGCUUUACUGUUCAGCAAACUUAGGCCGUGAGCUCAAUCUCUUUUUGGCUCUGAUUUUUUUUCUUAGUUUUCUUUCGCAGCUUCGGAAAUAACUUGAACAAUUUAUGCGGUCAGCAGGAUCUUUUUUUUUAGCUUUCACUCUUCUUUUUGGUUUUUUUUGGUAGCUUCGGAAAUAACUUGAGAAAGUUUCUUUUGGUUUUGAAGUACUUCACUGUUUGAUUGGCUUCGCUGGAAAUUUUUUUUUGUUGCUGUGGUUCUUUGUAUAGUUCAUUUUAGGCGUUGUUUGGUUUCCGCUUCAGCUGUGUAUAAUAUGCUUUGAGAAUGGGUCGAAAUAGAGUAUAUGGAAGUUUGGAAGAGGCUCGUGCUGAGAAAAAUCGAAGGAGCCGCGAGCAACGUGCUGCUGCUCGGCGUGGGACAAAGAAUGAUGCGCCAUUAGGAGUGUGUACAUUAGCUGUCACAGCUUUUAAUAUACAUGACCGAAAUGCUGUGAAUCAGCCAAAUAUGGGUGUCGUUGAAUCUUCAUUAGGUUCGGGCUCAGUAUUGUCAUUUGCAGAGAACAAUGCAGAGCACUUUCGAGCUGAAAAUCAAGGAGAUAUAUCUAGGUCUGCUGGUAAUGGUGCUAGCGAGGUUCCAACGACUAAUUCAGAUGCUGGUGAAUCAUCUUUGCAUAGGCGACGUCGGCGUACAAGACGCUCUGUGACUAAUCCAUUGACCACAAUAAUUACAGAGCCUGCAGUAUUGCUCAGUGAUGCAGAGCAAUUUCCAACCGAAAAUGAACAAAAUGUAUCUGCGUCUAUUGCUGAUGGUGCUAACGAGAUUCCAUCAACAAAUUUAGAUGCUGGUGAACCAUCAUUGCGUAGGCAACGUCGGUCUAGAAAACGAGCUGCGACUGAUCCAUUAACUACAAUAGCUACAGAACCUGCUGUAUUGCCCGAUGUUCCAAGUUGUCCAUAUUGUCAUGCAAAACAAUUUCCUCUCAUUUUGGCCGUUCUUGUUUAGAAAUGUUCUACUACAUCUA